CGCUUCUUUCGUGCUUAGCAACCUCCCGCGUGCAUCCCAUAACUCAAUAGUGUACGCUGUGGUGUUUACCAUUUGUAAAGUGUAGAGAAGAGUGUGGCGUGCGCGUAAACGGUGGAAGCAGCAGGAAGUGAGGAUAUGAAGGCCAAGGAAAUACUGGAGAGAAAAGCAGAAUUGACUUUUGUUCAUUUGCGAUUUAUUUUAUAAUCAAAGGCUGGAAAUAAAGUCAAAGGUGUUGGAGAUUCUCAUUACUUUGUUUUCCCACCUCCGUUAAAUUGAAACAAGUAAAGUAUAUUAUUUUAUUUUCGUUAAGCAAAGUUAGUCCAUCAUUAAACAUCUUUGUUCCCUGAAACCAGCUUCUAAUUAUGCCCUUCGCUUGUUUACUGAAUGUGUCAGUGUUUGUUCCAAAAGAUAACUCUUCACUUAUGUAGCUCCUGUCUAUUUGAAUUAGCUGCCAGUCGGUUCGAGAUUGUAUCAGCUUUGCCAUUUCUGAACCACUUAAAAUAUUUCUUUUGAGUAAAGUACUUAGUAUAUGAAUAGUAUUUAAUGUACAGCUGUUUAAAAGAUUUCCUUUCCAGUAUCUUCGCCAUGUAAAGUCUUUAUUGUUCUCAUUCUAAUUAUUCUUGUUCUCAUUUGAUAGCGGUGUGGUUGAUUGGCGUACAGUAGAGCGUUUUAUACAUAAUGCAGCAGGGUCAAAGUCCCCUGCUGGCUGUCCCAAUUAAAAUUUGAAGAAAGAUCUCCAGCUCAUGCUCAUUCUGAGCCAAUCAGGUAAAACUUGAUUUCCUGUUAGUUUGAUAUCCUUAGCAAAUAGUAACGUUAAUUAGUCUGUAGGGUAUCAAUGCAACCCGUUAGGCGUAAACACCGCGAAAGUGCGAUCUUCUAAUACAACAAAUGCAUAACGCUUACUGAAUGCGUGUGAUACUUUUCAAAACUAUGACAGGCUUGGGGAAGUUAGCCGUGUUCUUCGGAUUUUUUUUGUUGCUAAUUUUAAAAGAAUCGGCGAAGGGUGGAUCCAAACAAUCGAGCCAACAUCAUGGUGGUGCGCAUUCAAACCCAACAAACGGCCAUUCAGGUGUGCGUAAUGACUCAGUUUCGCAUAGGAAAAUCUUUUCAGUCAAGUUUAUUCGGAGCGGGUUAGUGUGGCAGGAGGAAUUUAAAGACAAGAACAGCAAGGAAUUCAGCUAAAUUUCAAAGCAGAUAGAAAGAGAAUUAAAUAACCACAGCUCGUUUAAACAAAACCCCGAGAUCCUCGCCUGGAAUGUCUCGAGACUGGAGCCGGAUGCGGACGAAAAAGAAGUCAUCAUUAACUUACGCGUGCGCACUACCCCGAACAUGUCACAUGACGAACUGACGAAAAUAGUGUCAGCCAGUAACAUGAACAUCACCCUUUUUGAUGAGAAGGAGUUACAUCUUGCAACCACAUCGAUCUUGCCAGAGACAAACACGUCAAUUUUGGCAACUUUGUCGGCUUCAGUCACUCCUCAGAUCACAUCGCAAACACUGGACGCGCCAACAGCACAGACAACAUCAUCGAUGUCAACCACACCCCGAUUGACCAAAACACGUUUUUCACUUGAGACGGCUUCAGCGAGUUCAUUAAUCAGCCCAUCAUUUUCCGAAAUGUUGGUGACAAGCUCAGAGGCGAAUGUAACAGAAGAAAGCCCUGCUGUAGAUGACUCAACUGAGAGUGUCCCAACUGAAAGGUCACCAAUUAAAACGCAACCAACAGUACCGAAAGAUUCCGUCAAGUUUGUAGUCUCAAUGAAAGUGGGCUCUUACAAUUACACACCGGAAAUGGCAAAUCCAGAAAGCUCCGUUUUCAAGAAGGUAGCCAGAGAAGUAGAAAACAUACUUUACGAAGAGUUAUGCGUGACUGAGAACUUACUGGACUGCAUCGCUGUUGAAGUGUUCAAGCUUGCGAAAGGCAGUGUGAUUAUAUCGUAUAACAUCCAUAUGACCUCUUCGACCAAAUACAAACAGUCGGACGUGAAUGAUGUCAUCACUGAGUCGGCGAAUGGUGGUCAGCUGGGACAUUUAAAAGUGAGCGAUGUAGAGGUGAAACAAAGAGAAAAAGUAGAAGAGGACGAGGAGGGCGAUAAUUCAUCGUCGCGUGUAUUCAUUUACGUUCUCUGUGGAGUCGGUGCCUUACUGGUAAUUGCCGUGAUUAUAACUGCCAUUUCUAAGUACUCGAGCCGAAGAAAGAACCAAGUUCACGAGAUUCCCUCCAAUAAUGACAACUCGAGCCGUUAAUCAUUUCACAAUGCAUCUUUUUCAAAAUGUGAUCAAUGAAUAAAUGCAACCUUUUAAUGAA
This is a messenger RNA of Stylophora pistillata, 2308 nucleotides long. RefSeq lists its product as uncharacterized. The record is from RefSeq and is a predicted model, not a curated record. NCBI's taxonomy places the organism in Eukaryota, Metazoa, Cnidaria, Anthozoa, Scleractinia, Pocilloporidae.